GGCGACAUGGAUCAUUCGAAUAUUGGUGAGAAUGUUUCUGUGACUCCAGAGGAAGAAGGAAACGGAAAUAAUUCGUCAGCUAGAAAUAAUGACGUUGAGGCAUAUCGUAAAUCAGUUAAUGCAGGAAUUUACGAUGUUAUUGAGAGUUUUAAAGACGAUAAGACGAAAUCUUGGAUGGAGAGACGUAUUAAUACUUUACAUAGAUGGUAUUAUUACAUACUUGCCGUUACUUCAUUCCUGGCGUAUUCGGUGAUUAUUCCUAUUAUUAAAAUAAUAGCCGGUGCUCGGUGUUUAGGCAAGCUUGAGGGCGAUAAAUAUUUGGUUCCAUGCUUAAUAGCUGGGGGAGCACUGAUGCUUUGUAGGACUUUGCUUGAUAUAAUAAUCGAAUUAAUUAAAGUGAUUAAAUUACGAUACUCUGUAAAACCGAUCCUAAUAUUUAUUCGUACUGUGGUGACUACUUUCUUAAUAGGGUGUUACUUAUAUGUUUAUAGAAGUCGAGAAACGUUUCCGUCCGGACCACCACAUUGCGAAAUCAUACGUGAUAUGUUCUUAUUUAGUCCAAUAACCGAGGGAUUGAAUUUAGUGUGCUUCAAUUUGUCCUAUCAUUCCUUAUUUUACAAAUUAUUUCCUUGUGUAUCCGACCGUAUUCGUUAUUUACUGAAGUUGUCGAGGAAAUGUUGUUGUAAACUAAAAGCACAGAGUGCUUCCUCGGAAGAUACUCAGUCAACUACAGCAACCGAGCAUCUCGACGAGACGUCCUCCCAGUCAACACAGGAACCAAGCACCUCGACGAGAUUGUAAAAUUUUAGUAAAUUCUUACCUUCUUUUAAUGGCGAAUUUUGGAACGUGUCCGGCUUCUUAAAGCUCUUCGUAUUUAGUUCUGAAAAUUGGAUCCGUUUAAACUCAUUUUGGUUAUUUAUUUGUAUACAAGCAACACGUGCUAUGCUUUUAUGGAAGUUUUUAAGAGUGAUAUCUGAUUUGUAUAGAUAUUGUAUUUUACGUAAUUUCUAUGCUCUUCGACGAA
Messenger RNA from Centruroides sculpturatus (bark scorpion), 1024 nucleotides. RefSeq lists its product as uncharacterized. Bases 7 to 801 code for a protein of 264 amino acids. Lineage: Eukaryota; Metazoa; Arthropoda; Arachnida; Scorpiones; Buthidae. The transcript is spliced from 5 exons. The record is from RefSeq and is a predicted model, not a curated record.